AUGGCAGCGAGCCGGCUGGCUUGGCUUUCUAACGACUCCCCUCCGCCUCUCACCUACAGUGCAGAGAGCACACCCGUGUCGACUCCAGAAACUGCCGGCACACCACCUCCGCCCAAGCAGUCGCGAGACGACGAUUUAUUCUUCAACUGGCACAAAAAAGCCGCAUCCGACAACGCGAUCGCCGACGACUUCACCAGCGACGACCUGCUCUUUCCGCCCGACGACGACGAGCCAGAGACUCUACCCCUCUUUCCCACCGCUUCGCCACUACCGCACAUCAACGAAAUGCCUUCCGCGGCAUCUCCGAUAAAUAUCGCCACCAGCCGAACCACCUCCUCUUCACCCAGGAGUCAACAGUCCAACCUCACCUCGCAACUUCGAGAUUCGCAAGAACGGGGCGAAUCAAAUACUAUGCCCGCACCACAGCACGUUCCCGUCAUGAAGCCACGCCAAGGGUCAGUCAGCAUGCUGGGAACCACACCAUUCGGCGCAAGGCAGAUACCCGGCAUGCAGCGUCGUGAGAGCACUUACGGCAACGGCAUGUCAGGCAGUCUGGUCGCUGGACAGAGUUGGGGUGGAAUCUCCAUGGGUAGUUUCAUCAGAGACGACAUUCUCAUGGCCGGCACAUCUCCGUAUCAGUUCAACUCGCCCUCCUUCCACUCUUCGUCGUACCUUCCCAAGAUGGAGGCGAACUACAUGAAAGACUACGUAUGUUGCGACAUCCGCCUCGAUUCGAUGCACGAACUGUUGCAGCAUUACGAGGAAGCACACGCAGCUCAGCCAACUCAGACGAUGGGACGAACACCCAAGGACCAGCUCCCAAGCAGUAGAGCGGCCAACGCAACAAGCACUGCGCAAGCGGUACAACAGCAGACACAAUCGCAGCAGGUGAAAAUUCCUCAACGGACACUCGCUCCACACAGCGAAUCGAUGCCUCCUAACCCUUCGACGCCAAUGUUUAGUGGCCAGAGCCAGGACCACAUCGGCACCUUCGACAACCUCGACGAUAUGGAUAUGGACAUGGGCGACGGUGGACCGCAAGUCCAGCAACCACAAUACCAACCACAACCUCAGUUUGGCCGACAACAGCCACGAGGGCCUUCGGUCAACGUGAAUCUUGCAAACGCAUUUCAAGGGCAAGGUCUGAACGCUGCAACGCCUACGACGCCACACGCAAAUCUGCAAGGCAUGGGCUUACCGCACAAUCCAACGGUUUCAUCGGUAAAUACUCCCACACUCACAACUCAGACUCUCUCACAACAGACAGCGACUCCCGACACUUCACAACCAAGCACACCAGCUGAGCUCGAUCCUGACUUCAUUGCUUCCAUGGGUAACCUUGGUCAUAUGGACUACAACGCACUGGCUCAAGGCAAUUUCGAUUUUGGCGCCUUCAAUUACAUGGGCAGCAUGAACAACGGUGGGUCUGCGACGAUCGACAAUCCUGAGAAGCGGUUACUGAGCAAACAAGGGUUCGGUAACAAGGGAAUGCCAAAUCCGGCUUUCACGAACGCACAAUCAAGCGAACUUGCCAAACGCGUUCGAGAAAGUCAACUUCUCAAUGGCCUUGCUGGUGUUGGAGGAUUUGUGGGCGAGGAGAUCAAGCCGUUCAAGUGCCCUGUCAUUGGCUGCGAGAAGGCAUACAAGAACCAGAACGGUCUCAAAUACCACAAACAGCACGGUCACCAAAAUCAACAGCUUAAAGAAAACCCUGAUGGUACGUUCUCAAUCGUGGAUCCUGCGACCUCAAUACCAUACCCCGGCACGGUCGGCAUGGAGAAAGAGAAGCCAUAUCGAUGCGAGGUAUGCGGCAAGCGAUAUAAAAACUUGAACGGUCUCAAGUAUCAUCGACAACACAGCCCACCUUGCAAUCCAGAUCUCAAGCUCAACAACCCGAAUGUUCCCGGUCUGCCGACCAAUCUGCAAAACCUGAAUGCCAACGUCGCCGGCGCUGGACUUGUCGGCGAGGGCAUGGGCUACUGAGUCAGCUCAAUUUCCGCGGUUUGCGGUUCGCUUGGGUGCAGCCCUGCUUACCUGCUCGAGCGCUGUCACAUUCCCGUUCACCGCCCGGGCACUCAGCGUCUGUGCAGCGAUCGGACGCACACACUUCACCUACAGCUGCACAUUGUUUUCUUCCGCAUCGCGCAGCAUCUACCGUUCGAGACUGGUCGAAUCACUCGACCCUUUUUUCGCACAUUGUUAUAGCGAUAUCGUUUAGCGAGGCGUUUGGGAGUUUGGAAUGAUCUCCGAAGGGAGGACCUGGCAUCGCCAAUGCUUGCUACGAUACCCCUCUAGAUCGAAAUGCCGCGAUCUUUGUUUAUUGGCAACGGCUUGGGCACAAAAGACCGCUUGGACCUUUAUUUUUGAUACGACCUCGGGCUACCCUUGGGCACAGCGUCCCAGCUAUUUUCUGCUUUGCUCGAUGAAUCGCCUGACGAAUGCACGAUGCAAGCAGCGACGGCAAGGAUUGCAAGCUUUUACAGAAAACAUGAAUGGUUUUAUUAAUGUUGAGAGGAUGGCGUUGAGAGCGGCGUUUGAACAGCGAAGAAUAGACCACAAGUAGACAUCGCCACUUGGUGCGUGAGCACGAUAGAGAGACUUCUC
This is a messenger RNA of Pseudocercospora fijiensis CIRAD86, 2604 nucleotides long. RefSeq lists its product as uncharacterized. The transcript has 4 exons. NCBI's taxonomy places the organism in Eukaryota, Fungi, Ascomycota, Dothideomycetes, Mycosphaerellales, Mycosphaerellaceae. Gene Ontology annotation, cellular component: nucleus. The coding region runs from base 1 to 1983 and encodes 660 amino acids. The record is from RefSeq and is a predicted model, not a curated record.